AUGACGAGGAGACCGCUUAUCCCCUCGGAGCGGCGACCCUACGGCGGGACGUCUACAUGGAUGACGUCCUCACCGGCGCCGUACAAGGAAGCGAAAGAGAUUCAACGGCAGCUGGCACGCAUCUGCUCGGCGGGCGGAUUCCCUCUGAAGAAGUGGUCGGCGAACGAUGCCGUCCUUCUGGAGGAAAUCCCGCCAGCCGACCGGCUGACAUCAUCCUCUCUUUCGUGGCUACCUCUCGAAAGCCAUCCUACUCUCGGGUUGCAAUGGCACCCGAUCUCAGAUCACUUUACCUUCUUAUUUAGUGAAGUUUCAGAGUCAGCUCCCACGAAGCGCUCCGUUCUUUCUCAGACUGCCCGGAUGUUUGAUCCGCUUGGAUGGUUGGCUCCCGCCGUGGUCAGAGCCAAGAUUCAUAUUCAGACAACGUGGCUUCAGGGUCUUGACUGGGAUGACCCGUUGGCUGACGCGGACGCCACUGCUUGGAGAGCGUUUCAGUCCGAGCUCCACCUGCUGCGGCGGAUUCGCGUUCCGAGGUGGCUGCGGUGCUCCUCCGAUCAUGUCCAGCUGGAGCUCCACGGGUUUGCUGACGCUUCCGAGCGGGCGUACGCGGCGGUCGCCUAUCUUUGCGUACGAUCUGCUAAGGAGAGCACCAGCUCAAUUAUCAUAGCCAAGACUAGGGUGGCGCCUCUGAAGCAGGUCUCGCUGCCUCGUCUGGAGCUUGCCAGUGCUGCUUUGCUGGCGCGCCUGGUCUCACAUGUGCAGUCCGCGCUGAGUCUGCAGAGUGUGCCGGUCUUCCUCUGGUCCGACUCUACCGUGACCUUGAGUUGGAUCCAGGGACACCCGUCUCGCUGGACGACGUACGUGGCUAAUCGUGUGGCGGAAAUCCAGCGAACGGUCCCGGGGGCUCAUUGGCGACAUGUGCCGGGCUGCGACAAUCCGGCCGAUUGCGCUUCCAGGGGAGUGCGGCCGGGCGAGCUCGUGGCUCACCCGCUGUGGUGGUCGGGCCCUGGCUGGCUAACGAAGGAGAUGACUGAGUGGCCUCCCUCCGCCUUCCUUGUGGACCGGGAGCUGCCCGAGGUGCGCAUUCGGUCCCAUCACAUGGAGGUCGAUCCUGAGGAGCCGACUUGGGUGACCCGAUUCUCCGGGCUGAAUCGACUGAUCCGCGUCGCUGCCUGGUGUCGACGGUGGCUAGGCGGCGUUCGGUCGGCUGUUGGAGGUGGAGGAGCGUCCCUUAACGUGGACGAGCUGGUGGCUGCUCGCCUGUCACUGAUACGGCUAACGCAGUCGGUCUGGUGGGAGAGGCGGCUGGUCGCGGUCGAGCAUGGUCAGGCGCUGCCGAGGGGGAGCUCUCUGGUCAAGCUGAGCCCGUUCCUGGACGAUCAGGGAAUUCUGCGAGUGGGAGGACGAUUGCGGCACUCGCUGUUGUCUUACGACGAGAAGCAUCCCGUGAUUCUACCGAGGAGGGCUCAUCUGACGCGGCUCGUUAUUGAGGACUGCCACCGCGCGGCGCUGCAUGGUGGAACUCAGGCGACCUUGGGCCUGAUCCGACAGCGGUACUGGAUCCCUGGGGGGAGAGCAGCAGUUAAGGCCGUCAUCCACCAUUGUCUGCCCUGUGUGCGAUGGUGGGCGGCAACGCUGACGCAGAGAAUGGCCGAUCUCCCGCGACCUCGCGUGGUUCCAUCUCGAACCUUCCUACACGCAGAAGUCGACUACGCGGGGCCAGUCAUGCUGCGGACAAGCCGGGGGCGGGGGCAUAAGGCGUACAAGGCCUUCGUAGCCGUGUUCGUCUGCCUGAGCUCUCGCGCCGUUCAUCUGGAAGUCGUUUCCGACUACUCGUCAGAGGCGUUCCUCGCGGCCUUGAAACGCUUUACUUCUCGUCGGGGACUGUGCCAUACCCUGUACUCUGAUUGCGGUACUAAUUUUAUAGGUGCCGAUCGUCAAUUGCGCGACCUCUUUGCAGACAGCACCGUGGAGGGUAGGCGAGUGACUGACGGUUUGAGCAAUCAGGGAAUACAGUAG
Molecule: messenger RNA, 2016 nt
Organism: Solenopsis invicta (red fire ant)
Lineage: Eukaryota; Metazoa; Arthropoda; Insecta; Hymenoptera; Formicidae
Exons: 1
Coding region: 1-2016 (671 amino acids)
Molecular function (GO): nucleic acid binding
Source: RefSeq, a predicted model, not a curated record